Tribolium madens (black flour beetle) is the source of this 1302-nucleotide messenger RNA. Its product is annotated as neuralized-like protein 2. The record is from RefSeq and is a predicted model, not a curated record. Gene Ontology annotation, molecular function: ubiquitin protein ligase activity. Lineage: Eukaryota; Metazoa; Arthropoda; Insecta; Coleoptera; Tenebrionidae. The transcript is spliced from 2 exons. Gene Ontology annotation, biological process: intracellular signal transduction. Bases 233 to 1075 code for a protein of 280 amino acids.
GUGCCAACAUUGCAAGUAUAAUUUCACUAAAGAUACAACAACAAGGAUUGUUGUUGUCUAAAAAUCGUACAUUAUAAACAAUUUGCAACCUUUUGCAAUACAAGUCUCCACUUUAGCCAUUUCAAGAUCAAAAGUGGCAUGUAGAAGCAUCUAGUUUUGCAAACCACAACUCACAAAUUGAGGUUAGGUUUAAACUUUCAUCAACUUUAAGUCCGCUUUCUCUGCAACCCCAAUGAUCUCAACCAAGAGCCAUUCCAAACCUUCUCACUCGAAAGCCCCCGAAGAUCUCUCCAAAAGUCGCAGUGCGAUCACCCGAUUUCACCCCUACCAUGGCGAAAACAUCGUUUUGACUGAAGACAAUACUGUAGCAUAUCGGCGCAAAAGCUUCCACAACGGACUCACAUUCAGUGAACGCCCUUUAGCCCCCGGUGAAAUUUUUCUGGUGGAAAUCGAGGCCAAUGAAGGCGGAUGGAGUGGACACAUGCGUUUGGGACUAACACAGUUGAGUCCUUUGAUGAUAAGCCAAGACGGGGGGACGAUGCCCCCUUAUGCCCUUCCUGACCUCGUGGAGAGUUACAAUAAGGGCACGUCGUGGAUUUAUGGCAUCAGUAAAGCCCACAACAAAGCGUUCGAAUAUUAUAGGAUCAUGAAUGUGGAGAAACCUAAAUAUGCCUUUGCGGAUAGUGAUAUGUUUAGGACUAGGUUUGGGAAUGUGCCUAUGAGUCUUUUGAGACCCUCGAGGCCUAACAAGGACGAUAUUUUGCCCACAGAUGUGGGGAGUAGGAUAGGAGUUAUGUACAUACCAACAGACUCAUAUGAGGCUGAUAUGCAUUAUAUUAUUAACGGGGAGGAUCAAGGGGUCUGCGUUAAACACAUUCCGUACAUGAAUGCGCCAUUGUAUGUUGUUGUUGAUGUAUAUGGGACGACGAAAAAAGUCCGAAUUGUUCAAUUAUAUGGAGUUCCUACGUUGCAAGCAGCUUGUCGGGACGCUAUUUUAUCACACAUUACGAAAAAAGCUGUUUCCUCACUACCUUUACCGAAUCUUCUCAAAAAAUACCUUUUAUAUCAGUCUUAAAUUGCUCUCUGUCUAAACCUCGUGCUAUUUCAAUCUUCUCUAAUUUCUGUGUAAAAGAAGAAUCUGUGCAACAACUGACAAAUUUAGAAUCAAAAUACUCCACUACUACAUACAGAUAAAACAUGAAGUGAUUGAGAUGGCACGACGUAUACUUAUUUAAUUGUAAAAAGGUAAGUUUAAUGUAUACCAGUUUUUGGUUAAUUUAAAUGAAUACAAUUUUACUAAAA